UGUGUGUCAAAAUAGAACUGUCAUUUAGGGUUCAGUGUCACAGGCAAUACUUCCGCUCUUUCCUACCCAACUCGCGGAGCAAAAUGCAGCAAAAGCGCAGAGAACCCGUGCAGGCCGUGCAAGUUUUCGGACGCAAGAAAACCGCCACCGCCGUAGCUUACUGCAAGCGUGGUAGCGGUCUCCUCAGGGUCAACGGACGUCCCCUCGAGCAGAUUGAACCCAAAGUUCUGCAAUACAAACUGCAGGAGCCACUCUUGUUGCUCGGCAAGGAGAAAUUCGCCGGCGUUGACAUCCGUGUGCGCGUCAGUGGUGGUGGUCAUGUUGCCCAAAUCUACGCCAUCCGUCAGGCUAUUUCCAAGGCCCUAGUUGCCUUCUACCAGAAAUAUGUCGAUGAAGCUUCGAAGAAGGAAAUCAAGGAUAUUCUGGUACAAUACGAUAGGACCCUCCUGGUUGGCGACCCACGUCGCUGCGAGCCCAAAAAGUUCGGUGGUCCAGGUGCCCGUGCUCGUUACCAGAAGUCAUACCGUUAAAAGUUCUGCUGGUUUUCAAAUUGGAUUUAGAUAUUUUGUACAACUUGAAAAUAUUUGCGCGCUUUCUCUGACAUUGAGAUACAUGUGAAUAAACAGAAUAAUAAUUAAUUUUAUAAA
Scaptodrosophila lebanonensis is the source of this 647-nucleotide messenger RNA. RefSeq names its product 40S ribosomal protein S16 (gene RpS16). The transcript has 5 exons. Lineage: Eukaryota; Metazoa; Arthropoda; Insecta; Diptera; Drosophilidae. Gene Ontology annotation, biological process: maturation of SSU-rRNA from tricistronic rRNA transcript (SSU-rRNA, 5.8S rRNA, LSU-rRNA); translation. The record is from RefSeq and is a predicted model, not a curated record. Bases 84 to 530 code for a protein of 148 amino acids. Gene Ontology annotation, cellular component: ribosome; cytosolic small ribosomal subunit. Gene Ontology annotation, molecular function: RNA binding; structural constituent of ribosome.